Molecule: messenger RNA, 1752 nt
Organism: Blastomyces gilchristii SLH14081
Lineage: Eukaryota; Fungi; Ascomycota; Eurotiomycetes; Onygenales; Ajellomycetaceae
Product: nucleolar protein 12
Exons: 3
Coding region: 1-1752 (583 amino acids)
Molecular function (GO): RNA binding
Source: RefSeq, a predicted model, not a curated record
AUGGGGAAGAAACAAAAAUCCCAGCCCAAGGCUGCUGUGCCCGCAGGCGAGGAAAAUAAUGCAGGCAGCGCACUGGCUGCCAAUGGCUCAGUACUCCCUUUCUUGGCCGGCGGCGGGGAUACUACGGCAGCCAUGGAUCCGAUGCUUGCAUCGUUAUUUGAGAAGAGUGCUGGACCUGUGAAAGCUCCGCAAUUCACUAGUGCUAAUCUGGCGGCGACGUCAAAGCCCAAGGGGAGGACCAGCGAACGAAAUGCCAUGCAAUCUUCCUCAUCUGAUGAGGACGAGGCGGCCGAGGAAGCUCUAUCGGAGAGCAGUGAUGAGGUGAUGGAGGAUGUUGAUGAUGAAUCAUUGACUCCGGAAAAGGGACGGAAAAGAAAACGAGGCGGCGCAGAUGACUUAGAGGAAUCCUACAUGCGGCGCGUGGCGAAAGAGGAUGCCAAGGAGGACGAGAAACGACGAAGCGAGAAGGCAAAGCGGCGGAAAGUUGUUGAAACCGUCGGGAGGGAGAGCGACUCUUCAGACUCCGAAGGCAACGACGAGGGCAACGAAGACAGCAUAGCCAGCCCUCCUCCCUUACACGAAUCCCUUUCCAACAACCCCGACGCCGCCCUCCUCGACAAAUCCGCCCGCACCGUCUUCCUCUCCAACGUCUCCACAGAAGCCAUCAAAUCCAAAUCCGCAAAGAAAACCCUCCUCAGACACCUCUCUUCCUUCAUCCCUUCCCUCCCCGAAUCUGCCACUCCCCAUAAAAUCGAAUCAAUCCGCUUCCGCUCUACCGCCUUCGCCACCCGAUCAAUGCCCAAACGCGCUGCAUUACCCCAAGCGCGAGCUCAUGGACUCCACCACCCGCAGCACAAACGCAUACCGCUGCAUCUUCCUAGGCUUCGUCGACGAGGCUUCGUCGACGAGGAAACACCCAACGCGGAGCAACAACAAACAACACAACAACAGGAGGAGGAGAAGAAGAAGAAGAAGAAGAAGAAUACCCCCCGCGCCGACGUGGAGGAGGGCCUCUGGCGCACGUUCAACGAGCAUGCGCGCGCCAGCACCGUCGCCGCGCAGCCAUCCACGUCCACGCCCGCGCCUUCCAAUAACAAUGGCGACAGGAGCAAUAAUACCAGCCCAGCGGUCCUAGGCCCCGUCGAAUCCGUGCGCGUCGUGCGCGACCCAGCCACACGUAUCGGCAAGGGGAUCGCCUACGUCCAAUUCCGCGACGAGAAUGCCGUGGAGGCCGCGCUGUUGCUGGACGGGCAGAAAUUCCCACCGCUGCUGCCGCGCAGACUGCGCGUCACGCGCGCGAAGCGGGUGCUGAAGAGCGCCAAGGAUAGGGGGCGUGGCAAUGGUAGGAAGCGGGACAGCGGGAAUGCGAACAAGACUGCGCUGGGCGUGCGCAGGGGCGGGGAUCGGCAGGCGAGCUUCCAGGGCCGUGCGGAGGGGCUGUUGGGGAAGGCUAGGACGUGGAUGGCGCAGAACCCGGGCUCCAAUGGUCAUGGUGGCGGUGGCGGUGGCGGUGGUGGUGGUGGUGGUGGUGGUGGUGGUGGUGAUGGUGAUGGUGGGAAGGGGUCUGGCGCGUUUGUCUUUGAGGGUUUCCGGGCGAGGCCGGAUAAGGGGCCGGGUGGGUUUAAGGUGAAGACUAAGAGUCGUGGAGCCAAGGGGCGGGCUGGGAAGCCCAAGACGAGGAGUACCCGGCGUGCGGCGGCGUUUAGGGCUGGUGGGGGGGUGAAGAAGAAGGGGGAAGCGAAGGGGAGUUAG